Messenger RNA from Telopea speciosissima, 681 nucleotides. RefSeq lists its product as uncharacterized. NCBI's taxonomy places the organism in Eukaryota, Viridiplantae, Streptophyta, Magnoliopsida, Proteales, Proteaceae. The record is from RefSeq and is a predicted model, not a curated record. Bases 1 to 681 code for a protein of 226 amino acids. The transcript has a single exon.
AUGCGUAGUAUGCCACUCUACACCCAUGUCUCCGCCUCUGCCGUCGAAUACCGAGAUCUCAUGGGUGAAGAAGCCCAUACCCCUCACCACACCCACCAUCCACCACCCAAGAUCCAGCUCCGCCGCACCAAGAGCGAAUGCUCCGAGACCUGCAACGACACCGUGUUGCAGAAAACUGGCUCCAUCGUUAACGAUUCUGAUAUCGGGAUCGGCCGAGGUAGUAGCGUUGGGGGAAGAAUACCAUCGCUAAAAUUUAUCAUGACGGCCACCCCCAAUGGUUCCACGUACGCGGAUUCGGAGAUCGGACCAGCACCGUCCGUAUUGGCGGUGGAGGACUUCUUUCAGGCGAAUGAAAUAGGGAGUUCAAUACUGGAGGGUUGGAGCAUGGAAGAAGGUAGCAUUGAGGGGCUUAGAUCGAAACUGGAUAGGUGGCGAAUGGAGCUUCCACAAAUUUACGAUCGUGGGUACUGGACUUACCGGACACCUCGCCAACAUACUCGCAAACACACCGACGGCGAAAUUGGGGGAGGAUUGUUCUCGUGCUUUGGUAGCUCAUAUGGGUGUGAAUGUACCUUCUUCUGUGGGCCUAGAUCAAGGAAGAAGAAGCUUGGACAUCAUGACAAGUAUCCACAAAGCCCUUCUGAAUCUCUGAUGCUAUCUAAACCCAGUCGUCUCUUAUAA